Molecule: messenger RNA, 489 nt
Organism: Vigna umbellata (rice bean)
Lineage: Eukaryota; Viridiplantae; Streptophyta; Magnoliopsida; Fabales; Fabaceae
Source: RefSeq, a predicted model, not a curated record
AUGUCGGGAGAGUUCAAACGGUGCCUGAGAGAACUCUUCACCGUUCGGUGGAAGGCCACUCCAAAGAAUGCUGAUGGAAGUAAAGCAUGUCGUCUUCAUCUAAACAUUGGCCAUGACACCGAAGAGUGUAACAUAGUAAAAGAUGAGAUAGAAAGACUCAUCCGUUCAGGGUACCUCCAAAAAUACAUAAAGGAGAGAACAUCCACCAGAGCAGCAACCCCAGCAGGAAGGAAACCUUGCGGAGAAGUCCCGAACGAUCGCCUCAUAGGGACGACCGACGAAGACGACGAUCCCGGAGCCAACCCCGACACCCAGAAAGAGAGAGAUCGACAACCUCGAUCCAUGCCCAACAUCACUUUUACAGAUGCAAACUUCCACGCUCCUGGCCCUGAUCACGAUGACCCCAUGGUCAUCACCGUUGAGAUAGCCCGUUACGAUGUCAGGAAAGUGCUCAUUGAUCAAGGCAGCUCAGUCAAUAUCUUGUACUGA